Messenger RNA from Myzus persicae (green peach aphid), 2214 nucleotides. Its product is annotated as ATP-dependent RNA helicase vasa-like. The coding region runs from base 265 to 2199 and encodes 644 amino acids. Lineage: Eukaryota; Metazoa; Arthropoda; Insecta; Hemiptera; Aphididae. The transcript is spliced from 9 exons. The record is from RefSeq and is a predicted model, not a curated record. Gene Ontology annotation, molecular function: nucleic acid binding; RNA helicase activity; ATP binding.
UCCAACCGGUGUACGCCGUGCGAGACCACGAUGACGACCGGCGUUUAGUGUAUCGCGGUAUUUCACACUUUGUCGUCGUGCCCGCGACACAGACGUCCCGUCAGCUUCUGAGCCUAUCGAUUUCGUCCCGGAGUUUGCGGUCUUCUCUGCAUCCCGUCGGCACACCACCGCAAUAAUAACAUCAUUAUUAUUGACAUCGACAACGAGAAACGAGAAUAAUAUUGUUAUUGUCACAGAAAACCACGAGAUCUAGAAAUCAUCAAUAUGGAAGAAGUAAAUAAAGAACGUGAACCUUUAGUCCAAAAUGCAACUGGCCGUACACUUGUUCAAGGAGAUAGUUGGUAUGCUAGUACUUUUAAUACUGAUGAUUGGGAUUCAACUAAAAUCAACGGUGAUAAAUGUAAAGCGAGCUCAAAUUAUACAGAUUGGGAUCCAAUUAAUAACAAUGGUCAUACUGAUGAUGGCAAAGUGGUCGAUAAUUUUUGUGAUAAUCAAACCAAUGAAUGUUUUGAUGUUACUGGUUGUGUAGACUCAAAUCAAACAAAAUCUGAUGUUGAAUAUCAAACUGAUACUUCUAGUUAUGAAAAUAACGGACUAACUUAUGUCGAGUCUUCUGAUCUACAAUCCUAUGAUUCUUGGGGGUAUCCAAUCACAUGUGAUCCAGCAAACAAUAGUACAGAUACCGGAAAUUAUUCAGAAAUCAAUGAUUGUAAUAACUGUUAUCAUGAAAGUGGUCGUGGAUACCAACAAGGUACACGGUUUACUAAAAAAUCAAAUAAAAAAGGUUUUAAUGGUAAAAUGGAAAAGCAAAAAUCAACUUAUAUUCCUCCAGACUUUGAAGAAAAUGAUGACUUCACAAUGGAAGCAGGAUUAAACUUUGAAAAGUACGAUAAAAUUGAAGUAAGAGUAAGUGGAAUGGAAGUACCCAAACACAUAACAUCAUUUCAAGAAUCUGGUCUACGUGAAAUAUUAAUAAGCAAUUUGACCAAUUGUCAUUAUACUACUCCAACUCCAAUUCAGAAAUAUGCUAUACCAAUCAUUAUGAAUGGAAAAGAUAUGAUAGCUAGUGCUCAAACUGGUUCUGGAAAAACUGCAGCUUUUGUUUUACCAAUUUUAAACAGUUUAAUUAGUGAACCAUCUGAAUUAGUUGUUGAUUAUAAUCAUUGCGAACCACAAGUUUUAAUUCUGGCGCCCUCUAGAGAACUUGCCAUACAAAUAUGUGAAGUUACAACUAAAUUAAGCAAAUAUACUUCAAUUCGAUGUGAACUUCUUUAUGGAGGAACAGCAACUUAUCACCAAAAAGAAAAAAUUUUGAGAGGUGUUCAUAUAAUUGUGGCUACUCCGGGACGCUUAAUUGAUUUUGUAAAUCGAGGUUUAAUUACUUUUUCAUCUUUGCGAUUCUUUGUACUUGAUGAGGCUGAUCGUAUGUUGGACAUGGGUUUUUCACUUGAUAUUGAACGCAUAUUAACUGAUAAUACUAUGGUGUCUUCGGCAGAAAGAUCAACAAUCAUGUUUUCAGCAACCUUACCCACAAAUGUUCAACAAAUAGCUAAAUCUUAUUUGAAAUCAGAUUAUAUAUCAGUAGCUGUUGGAGAAAUUGGAGGGGCUUGUAAAGAUGUUACACAAACAUUUAUAGAAGUUAAUAAGUUUAGUAAAAAAAAAGCAUUAGUUGCUAUGCUAAAUGAAACGAAUGAUUGCCAAGGUACAAUUGUAUUUGUUGAACAAAAAAGACAAGCUGAUUUCAUAGCAGCCUUUCUCAGUGAACUUAAUUAUCCUACUACAAGCAUACACGGCGAUCGUCUACAGCCAGAACGAGAAAAAGCUUUAAGGGAUUUCAAGACCAAAAAAAUGAAGAUCUUGGUAGCUACAGCUGUAGCUGCUAGAGGACUAGAUAUAACAGGUGUCACAACGGUAGUGAAUUUUGAUUUACCAAAAACCAUUGAAGAAUAUGUACAUAGAAUUGGGCGUACUGGUAGAUUGGGAAAUGCAGGUCGUGCUGUUUCAUUUUAUGACCCAACAAACGAUUCUCCCAUGGCUCCAUUUUUAGUUAAUACUCUUAAACUGGCUGAUCAGGAUAUCCCAGAAUUUUUAUCCCAGUAUAGCAGUGAAGAUCAGGAACCUUGGAGUCAAUUUAAUGACAUAAGACCGUAUGUUCCAGUAUUGUCUGAGUAUAUCAAGCAAUCAGUGGAAGAGUGGUAAUCCUAUCUCAAUAAC